AAAAGGAAGGAGUACUAAAGGGGCGUGGCUUCACCUGGCCACGCCUCCUCCGUGCGCUGAUUGGCGACGAGGGUGAUAGGCGGGGAUAAGGGCGUGGCUUGCCCUAAUCCCCGCCCUCUGAUUGGUUGCGGCGCACCCUUGGGGCGCCGCCAUGCGGGACGAAGAGGAGACGCCGCCGCCUCCGCUGCUGAGCCGCGCCGAGGCCUUGGCCCUACCGAGCGGCCGCGGGGACCGGAACCGCCCCGGGAAACGGAGCGAGGCCGCGGGGCCGCGCUGGCGGCACGCCUGCCACAUCCUCCUCUACGCCCCGCUGCCAGCCGGCGGUCCGGAGCCUCGUUUCGCCAUUCUGAUGCAGCUCCGUUUCGACGGGCUGUUCGGUUUCCCGGGGGGGUUGGUGGAUCUCGGCAAGGAAUCGCUGGAAGAAGGAUUGCUGCGGGAGCUGCGGGAGGAGCUGGGCCCGGCGGCGGGGGAGAUACGGCUGCGGCCAUGGCACCACCGCGGAGCAAGGGCCUGGCCCGGAAGCGGAAGGAGGAAGAAGAGCGGAAGCGGAAGUGACGUAGGGCUGGUGGCGCAUUUCUACAUCCGGCGGCUGCGGCUGGAAGACACCAAUUCAUCGGAGACGCCCGCACGCAGCUCCUGGGGGCCCUUCCUGGGCUUGGGGACCCCCGUGAUGGUGACCAGAGCCCCCCCGGAUCCAACGGGAAAGGGGAAGAAACAUGAAAAGCUCCAAAAGGAUUAA
Messenger RNA from Phasianus colchicus (ring-necked pheasant), 739 nucleotides. Lineage: Eukaryota; Metazoa; Chordata; Aves; Galliformes; Phasianidae. The record is from RefSeq and is a predicted model, not a curated record.